Gorilla gorilla gorilla (western lowland gorilla) is the source of this 3460-nucleotide messenger RNA. RefSeq names its product transforming acidic coiled-coil containing protein 3 (gene TACC3). The transcript is spliced from 16 exons. Lineage: Eukaryota; Metazoa; Chordata; Mammalia; Primates; Hominidae. The record is from RefSeq and is a predicted model, not a curated record. The coding region runs from base 822 to 3302 and encodes 826 amino acids. Gene Ontology annotation, biological process: nuclear migration; cerebral cortex development; mitotic spindle organization. Gene Ontology annotation, cellular component: cytoplasm.
GCCUUUAUGUGGGCGCCGGGCCCCGCCCCUCGGCCUCCCGCGCGCGCCGGGUCGGGCGAGACCAUCGGGCCACGCCGCAGGGGUCCACUCAGCUGCGCGCGCCUCGCGAGCCGACUGGGGCUAGGGCGAGGCCUCGGGACCGCGGGCAGCCGCGAAGCCCGACUGCCCGGCCCUCGGCUCGGGAGCCAGAUGGACGCCGUGGGCUGAGGAGAGGCCUGAGGAAAAGGUUGCCCCCACCCGCGGGAUUGAGGCGGCCGGGCCGCCGCGGGCCUCUGCGACGCUGAUAGGUCGCGCCUUGGCGGGCGGGGGCAGCUUUGGCGGGAGAUUCGGCCGCGCGCGACGCGGCGCAGGUCGUGGGGGAAGGGUAAGCGGCACGUUUCUCGGCCUGGGUCGUGGCGCAUCUCCCAUUGGUCCCGGCCUGGGUGGAGCGCGGCUCUGCUUGGUUCCUGCCCAGGUGGGGGCGUUUCUCCUCCCUGGCGGGAACCCGGAACCCGGAAGGCGCGGCCUGUGGCGGGUACUGACUGCUUCCCACGGUCCCGUGGCCGCUGCAGGCCCCGUACGCGCCGUCUAUUGUUUUGAGCCGCUUAAAGUUUUGGAGUAACCUUUUAGGUAGCAAUAGUUGACAACUACACUGAGUCUUUCCGGUCCCACUGCCCUGGCCGUUGGCCGCACACCGGCCACCGACUGAGCCGCUAGUUUCGGUUGCCGCUGCCUCCCUGCCCGUCCAUGACGUCCUCCACUGUGUCGCCGGUGCAUGACGCUCCCACCCUCUGCCUGGAGUUGACUGGGCUUGUAUCCUGAAGAAUCCCUGGCUCAGCAGAAUGAGUCUGCAGGUCUUAAACGACAAAAAUGUCAGCAAUGAAAAAAAUACAGAAAAUUGUGACUUCCUGUUUUCGCCACCAGAAGUUACCGGAAGAUCGUCUGUUCUUCGUGUGUCACAGAAGGAAAAUGUGCCACCCAAGAACCUGGCCAAAGCUAUGAAGGUGACUUUUCAGACACCUCUGCGGGAUCCACAGACGCACAGGAUUCUAAGUCCUAGCAUGGCCAGCAAACUUGAGGCUCCUUUCACUCAGGAUGACACCCUUGGACUGGAAAACUCACACCUGGUCUGGACACAGAAAGAGAACCAACAGCUCAUCAAGGAAGUGGAGGCCGAAACUACUCAUGGAAUUCUACAGAAACCAGUGGAGGCUGACACCGACCUCCUGGGGGAUGCAAGCCCAGCCUUUGGGAGUGGCAGCUCCAGCAAGUCUGGCCCGGGUGCCCUGGCUGACCUGGACUGCUCAAGCUCUUCCCAGAGCCCAGGAAGUUCUGAGAACCAAAUGGUGUCUCCAGGAAAAGUGUCUGGCAGCCCUGAGCAAGCCGUGGAGGAAAACCUUAGUUCCUAUUCCUUAGACAGAAGAGUGACACCCACCUCUGAGACCCUAGAAGACCCUUGCAGGACAGAGUCCCAGCACAAAGCGGAGACUCCACACGGAGCCGAGGAAGAAUGCCGGCACGGUGGGGUCUGUGCUCCCACAGCAGUGGCCACUUCGCCUCCUGGUGCAAUCCCUAAGGAAGCCUGCGGAGGAGCACCCCUGCAGGGUCUGCCUGGCGAAGCCCUGGCCUGCCCUGCGGGUGUGGGCACCUCCGUGCCAGCAGAUGGCACUCAGACCCUUACCUGUGCACACACCUCUGCUCCUGAGAGCACAGCCCCAACCAACCACCUGGUGGCUGGCAGGGCCAUGACCCUGAGUCCUCAGGAAGAAGUGGCCGCGGGCCAAAUGGCCAGCUCCUGGAGGAGCAGACCCGUAAAACUAGAAUUUGAUUUAUCUGAUGGCGCCACCAGCAAAAGGGCACCCCCACCAAGGAGACUAGGAGAGAGGUCCGGCCUCAAGCCUCCCUUGAGGAAAGCAGCAGCGAGGCAGCAAAAGGCCCCGCAGGAGGUGGAGGAGGACGACGGUAGGAGCGGAGCGGGAGAGGACCCCCCCAUGCCGGCUUCUCAGGGCUCUUACCACCUCGACUGGGACAAAAUGGAUGACCCAAACUUCAGCCCAUUUGGAGGUGACACCAAGUCUGGUUGCAGAGAGGUCCAUCCCCCAGAAAGCCCUGAGACCAGGCUGGGCCAGCCAGCGGCUGAACAGCUGAGUGCUGGGCCUGCCACGGAGGAGCCAGGUCCCUGUCUGAGUCAGCAGCUGCAUUCAGCCUCAGCGGAGGACACGCCUGUGGUGCAGUUGGCAACCAAGACCCCAACAGCAGAGAGCAAGGAGAGAGCCUUGAACUCUGCCAGCACCUCGCUUCCCACAAGCUGUCCAGGCAGUGAGCCAGUGCCCACCCAUCAGCAGGGGCAGCCUGCCUUGGAGCUGAAAGAGGAGAGCUUCAGAGACCCCGCUGAGGUUCUAGGCACAGGCGCGGAGGUGGAUUACCUGGAGCAGUUUGGAACUUCCUCGUUUAAGGAGUCAGCCUUGAGGAAGCAGUCCUUAUACCUCAAGUUCGACCCCCUCCUGAGGGACAGUCCUCGUAGACCAGUGCCCGUGGCCACCGAGACCAGCAGCAUGCACGGUGCAAAUGAGACUCCCUCAGGACGUCCGCGGGAAGCCAAGCUUGUGGAGUUUGAUUUCUUGGGAGCACUGGACAUUCCUGUGCCAGGCCCAUCCCCAGGUGUCCCCGCACCUGGGGGCCCACCCCUGUCCACCGGACCUAUAGUGGACCUGCUCCAGUACAGCCAGAAGGACCUGGAUGCAGUGGUAAAGGCGACACAGGAGGAGAACCGGGAGCUGAGGAGCAGGUGUGAGGAGCUUCACGGGAAGAACCUGGAACUGGGGAAAAUCAUGGACAGGUUCGAAGAGGUUGUGUACCAGGCCAUGGAGGAAGUUCAGAAGCAGAAGGAACUUUCCAAAGCUGAAAUCCAGAAAGUUCUAAAAGAAAAAGACCAACUUACCACAGAUCUGAACUCCAUGGAGAAGUCCUUCUCCGACCUCUUCAAGCGUUUUGAGAAACAGAAAGAGGUGAUCGAGGGCUACCGCAAGAACGAAGAGUCACUGAAGAAGUGCGUGGAGGAUUACCUGGCGAGGAUCACCCAGGAAGGCCAGAGGUACCAAGCCCUGAAGGCCCACGCGGAGGAGAAGCUGCAGCUGGCAAACGAGGAGAUCGCCCAGGUCCGGAGCAAGGCCCAGGCGGAAGCGUUGGCCCUCCAGGCCAGCCUGAGGAAGGAGCAGAUGCGGAUCCAGUCGCUGGAGAAGACAGUGGAGCAGAAGACUAAAGAGAACGAGGAGCUGACCAGGAUCUGCGACGACCUCAUCUCCAAGAUGGAGAAGAUCUGACCUCCCCGGAGCCGCUGUCCCCACCCCCCUGCUCCCGUCCGUCCGUCCUGUCUGAUUCUCUUAGGUGUCAUGUUCUUUUUUCUGUCUUGUCUUCAACUUUUUUUAAAACUAGAUUGCUUUGAAAACAUGACGAAAUAAAAGUUUCCUUUCAAUUUAAA